Closterium sp. Yama58-4 is the source of this 852-nucleotide messenger RNA. NCBI's taxonomy places the organism in Eukaryota, Viridiplantae, Streptophyta, Zygnematophyceae, Desmidiales, Closteriaceae. The record is from the annotation of a GenBank genome assembly.
AUGGCAGACAGGGGCGGAUUCGGGCGCGGAUUCGGCGACCGCGGCGGGCGCGGCGACAGGGGCCGCGGGGACAGGGGCCGCGGGCGCGGGCGCAGACGCACGGAGGAUAAGGAGGAGGCAUGGGUGCCGGUGACUAAGCUGGGGCGCCUCGUUAAGGAAGGGAAGAUUAAGUCCAUUGAGCAAAUUUACCUCUUCUCGCUGCCGAUUAAGGAGCAUCAGAUUGUCGAGGCUUUUCUGCCGACUCUUAAGGACGAGGUUAUGAAGAUCAUGCCCGUGCAGAAGCAGACGCGCGCCGGGCAGCGUACGCGUUUUAAGGCGUUCGUCGUCGUCGGCGACUGCAACGGUCACAUCGGGCUCGGCGUGAAGUGCGCAAAGGAGGUCGCGACCGCCAUUCGCGGCGCGCUUAUCCUCGCUAAGCUCUCCGUCAUUCCCGUGCGACGCGGGUACUGGGGUAACAAGAUCGGCAAGCCGCACACGGUGCCUACUAAGGUCACCGGCAAGUGCGGCUCGGUCACUGUGCGCCUCGUCCCCGCGCCUCGCGGUUCCGGGAUUGUGGCCGCUCGCGUGCCGAAGAAGGUGCUGCAGUUUGCGGGUAUCGAGGACGUCUUUACCUCGUCUCGCGGCUCCACGAAGACGCUCGGAAACUUCGUGAAGGCCACCUUUGCGUGUCUGCUCAACACGUACGCCUUCCUCACACCUGACCUCUGGCACGCCACCAAGUUCACCAAGACGCCCUUCCAGGAGUUCACUGACUUCCUCGCCAAGCCGCACAAGCUGGCUCUCCCGGUCGCCGUGCCCGAUGCCUUUGCUGCCCCCCCUCCUGCCGCUGCUGCUCCUGUCCCCGCGUUUUAA